ACAAUGGGGCCAGUGGGUACCUACAAGCAGCAGCAAGACGAAGCAUACCUGGUAGAGUCAGGAGCAGCCAUGGCACAAACCGAAACAGAGUGGAAGCAGCAACCCUGGUUGGCAAGAAGACCAGAUGCAUACACACCCUGGUGGAAACAGAAGUCCUUUUUGGUGCUUUUCCCGCUGCUGGCACUCUCCUACCUGCUGAUUGUUGUACUGUUUGGACUUGUGCUGUCCCUGGGAUCCAGGCUUCCAUCCCAAGUGACCAAGUUGCACAAUCAGCUGCAGAGAAACAUGGAUUUCUACCCAUGUGGUUCCAGAAGCAGGGAAUGGGAAUACUUCGAUGGACGAUGCUACUACUUUGGCAUCGAGGCAGUGCCUUGGCACACAGCUAAAUCCCAUUGUGAGGAACGGAACUCAAAACUGGUCGUCAUUCAGGAUGAACCGGAACAGAAUUUCAUCCAGUCACAAACCAAAGGUGAGCGCUACUGGAUCGGACUCAGUGAUGUGAACGUUGAAGGGGAGUGGAAAUGGAUUGAUGACACUGAUUACAGAACCAGCUACAAGAAUUGGAAGAGUGGUGAGCCCAAUGACCAUGGUGAUCACGGAGAAGACUGUGCCCAGGUUUCUUCUGCGGGGCAAUGGAAUGACCUGCGCUGUAAUACUGCAAGCUUCUAUGUGUGUGAGAAACCUUUGCCUUCCUGAAGGAACAUAACUGGAAGAGAGGGAGAAGAACCUCCUUGCAAACACAAGCUUUGUUCUCCAGAGGUCACAAACUUCUUCAUCCAGCUGAUUAGAAUGCAAGGAAUAAUACACAACUGGAAUAAUGCUAUAGUUGAUGAUGAUGAUGAUGAUGAUGAUGAUGAUGAUGAUGAUGAUGAUAACCACCACCACCACCACCUCUGAUUGUAAGAGAAAGCCAUCAGGAAUUUUCCACUCCCCCUGGCCCAGAGUCUCCCUGGUCCCAAAACCAGUCACUGGAUUCAGCACAUGACAAACCCAGGCUUGGGGAACAAGGCAAGUUUAUUAAAAGGAUAAUAUAUAGGGUUGGAGGGACUAAAGCAGAGUCUAAAAGGAUAAUACCAGGUAAAAGAGGGAAAAGAGGGGGAAAGAGGGAUUGGACAGCAGCAGCAAGAUAGGUUACAAGCAGUCAUGCAACCUCAACUCUGAGGGCCUUGUUGGCCCACCCAGACAGAGAAAAUAACCAAGUAUUUCCAACCUAGCCUAUGCACAGUAACUCUACCUUCUACUGGCAGCGUACACAGGAUGCCACAAUGCUCUUCUGAAGGGAGAACUGGCAGCCAUCGGAACCUCUGGAGAAAGGAACAAAAGGAUGCUCUUUUCCUCGGGCUCCAUCCCCUCCACCCCAGCUUCAGUCAGCUGACUCAAGGGGUGAUGGCCAUCCCCCAGUCCCUGGGCUCAGCCAUGUACUCCAGGUGUCAGUUGUUAGCCAGCCAUUACUGUUAUCUUCAGCAUCCUUGAGGCCUGAACUCUGAUGGUUCUCACCCACGUGACACAAAGGGAGAAUGAUGCCAGCUAAGCUAGUACCUGGUUUUUCUAGACUUCUCUCAAUUCCAUGAUUACCCCUUCCAUUGCCCUCUAGAGCCUUAAAAUCCAGUUCACAUUACACUGAUGGCAUUCCUAAGCAAUUAGAAAAGAAUACUGUCCCUGAAGAAGCAUUUGUGAUAAGCCAUCUCUGGGCUGGGUGGGUCCAUUGACUUCACCAAGUCUUUUUUUUUUACAUUGGUGAAAUCAACAUGCAUUCACAUUUCUAAGGCUCUGUGUCUGGUGAAGUGGCAGCCUUUAACUCCUCUCUCUCUUCCUCUCUGAAUAAGCCCAUCUACAGAUGUCUGUUAAAGUUUAAGUCUUGUCUUUUCUCUAGUUAGUCUGCAAUAUGUGGGAAACCCUCUCUGACUACACAAAGAGUAAACAGAGUGGCAUAGCAAAUACACUGUAUACCGGUUCAGAGGGAUUUUAAUCUGCUGCUAUGCAAUCUACUCCAGAGCAAGCCUUGGAUGGAAAAAGAGGUAUCAGCAGAGGUGAGCCUAGGUCCAAAGCAAGUCAUGCGAAUCAGCCUUGCAGAUGCAUCCCAUAUGCAUCCAGAUGUCCAUCCAGCAUUACCUGGUCUAACCUGGGCUGAUGCUUAAAAGAUUAGGGACCCAUGCCAAUAAGACACAUAGCUGCAUAAAAUUUGCCUCUUCUCAAUUAUGUGUGCAGAUUUAGAAGUAAUUGCUAGGUUUGAUUUAAGUCUGACAAGAGGAAAAGCCAGACAAUUAAUUUCUCAUUUUAAUCACCUAAAAUAGAAUUUAUCUUUUUUUUUUUUUUUGCAUCCCUCCAUAUGAUCUCAAAUUAACAAUUAACAUUUACUUUGCAACCUCUUUCUGUUCUAUGCCACUUCUCUCUCCACAUCUUUCUUCUCUCCCUGUCCAUGGCUACCAUGUCAUGCUACUGAGAGGAAGUGUGGUGCAGCGGUUAAGAGGGCCGAACUGGAACUCAGACGAUCAGGGUUCUACUCCUCAUUCAGCCAUUGAGCCAGCUGAGUUGGGCCAGUCACAGACUCUCGGCCCAACCUACCUCAAAGGGUUGUUGUUGUGGAGAUAAGAUUAG
Varanus komodoensis (Komodo dragon) is the source of this 2598-nucleotide messenger RNA. Its product is annotated as hepatic lectin-like. The record is from RefSeq and is a predicted model, not a curated record. Bases 4 to 696 code for a protein of 230 amino acids. The transcript is spliced from 7 exons. Lineage: Eukaryota; Metazoa; Chordata; Lepidosauria; Squamata; Varanidae.